Populus trichocarpa (black cottonwood) is the source of this 2362-nucleotide messenger RNA. RefSeq lists its product as uncharacterized. Gene Ontology annotation, molecular function: ubiquitin protein ligase activity. The coding region runs from base 595 to 1947 and encodes 450 amino acids. Lineage: Eukaryota; Viridiplantae; Streptophyta; Magnoliopsida; Malpighiales; Salicaceae. Gene Ontology annotation, biological process: positive regulation of ERAD pathway. The transcript has 9 exons. The record is from RefSeq and is a predicted model, not a curated record.
UGUUCCAUGGAAGACGUAAGAUAGAAAUUUGGACUCGGAAAGAAAUAAAAAUUAUCCUUGUUGUUUCGAUGUGGGCGUCAAAUACUGCUACGCCUAGCACUUUGUCAGUGGAGACAAGAGUUGAUUUUCUAGUGCCCAUCACAGUUAAACACUAUUGUUCUACUGUGUAGGUGGGAAGUAAAUUUGACCCCAAAAAAAGGGCUGCAGCUUGAAACGUGUGCGUGUGUGAGAGAGGACCGAGGAGACACGCCUAAGUUAAUUGAAAUGCCCAUAUAGUUUCAGCUUAUGUUUCCCUGUCUGAUCAUCAACUCAGCUCUGCAGGAAAAGCCCUAUCCUCUUCCUCUCCUUCUCCCAAUCCUAAUCAAGAUAAAAUCAGAGAAAAGGUCAGAUUUCAGCACCACCUUGUAGAUAUUGUAUUGAGAAAGACCCACUUUUUUUAUUAUUAUCAUAAUAAGAAUUAAUCAAAGCGCGUAGCCGAAAAGCUGUUUUAGACAAGGACAUAAAGUGAUAGACUCCAUCAAUGGAAGCAUUAAGAAGAAGAUGAAAGCAGGAGCAGCUGCUGUAUCCAGCCUAGGGUAGAGAUUAGGAAAAGGUAUGGAGAUUUGUGGUGAAGGCAAUUCUGGUGAAAUCUAUAGGAAUUCUUCUUUAGGAAGCAGCAGUGUUGGUGGUGGUGGUGAUGGUUAUAGCAACAAUCCAAGAAGGUAUGGAAUUAAUAUAGCAGCAUCAAAUUUGAUACAUGCUCCAUUAACAACCCUUUUGGAAUACUCGGGUAUACUAGGAGGAAGCACCUCCAGUUAUUCUCAAGAAAGGGAGCAACUGAUUUCUUCUCCAUCUACCGCUACUGGUGGUGGUGGUGGUGGUGGUCAUCAGGAGGUUACAAUUAGGAUAAUUGGCUCCGCAGAGAAUGAUCAUGAUGAUGAACCCAAUGCUUCCCCAAAUGUUGAGGCGUUACCAUAUGGUCAACGAGGUGGGGUUGUGGAGGGGAAUGCGAAUACUGAAAGCUCUAUUUCUGAUGGGUCUUCUGGGAUUGCCACAGAUUCAUCAUCUUCAUCUUCUUCUUAUCAGAGAUAUGAUAUUCAGAACUUGGCUAGGUGGAUUGAGCACGUUCUUCCAUUUUCUUUGCUGUUGCUUCUUGUUUUUGUUCGUCAACAUUUGCAAGGCUUUUGUGCUGCGUUGUGGAUUGCUGCAGUUUUAUUUAAAUCAAAUGAUAUUCUAAGGAGGCAGACAGCUCUAAAGGGAGAGAGAAAGAAGUCUGUUCUCCUAGGCAUGACUGUAGUGUUGAUUCUUCAUGUGAUGUCAAUUUAUUGGUGGUAUAGGAAUGCUGACCUUCUAUAUCCAUUGGUUUUACUUCCUCCAUCCACAAUACCUCCUUUCUGGCAUGUUUUAUUUAUCAUCAUUGUGAAUGAUGCUUUGGUGCGACAGGUAGCAAUGGUGUUCAAAUGCAUGCUUUUGUUGUUUUACAAGAAUAGCAGAGGCCACAAUUACCGCAAACAGGGUCAAAUGCUAACUCUGGUUGAGUAUUUUCUGUUACUGUACCGUGCCUUGUUGCCAACACCUGUUUGGUAUCGUUUCUUCUUAAACAGGGAAUAUGGAAGCUUUUUUUCGUCAUUAGUCACAGGGUUAUAUUUAACCUUCAAGCUUACCACAGUUCUGAGGAAGGUCCAACUAUUCUUCACUGCAUUGCGGACCUUGUCACAUAAAGAAAUGUACUAUGGUUCUUAUGCCACAUCUGAACAGGUCAAUGCAGUGGGGGAUCUCUGUGCCAUUUGCCAGGAGAAGAUGCAUGCUCCCAUUUUACUACGCUGUAAACACAUAUUCUGUGAAGAUUGUGUUUCUGAAUGGUUUGAUAGAGAAAGGACGUGUCCAUUAUGCAGGGCUUUGGUCAAAUCAGCAGAUAUUAAGUCAUAUAGUGACGGAUCAACCAGUUUGUUCUUCCAGCUAUUCUAAGAUAUGAUGCUUGUUCUUAAACCAGGACCACUUUCACCUUUCAAAGCCAAAUGCCUAUGCCAUUCUACAGAUUCUCUUCGUAUGUUCUCGGCAGAUAUUUUUUCGAAGCACUGCUGACAGUUCACUGGAUCUAAAUGUUGACGUUCUUCUAUUUGUUGUAAUCCAGAGGUUAGAUAGAUAUUCCGGCCAAUUCAAUGUAUUUAUAAUCUUUGAACCACAGAUGGAGCACUUCCAGAUCUUCUGUCAGUAACCACCGCGUUAACUUUUUUCCUUCUUUUUUCUUCUUUUCUUUUUGUUUUUGAAAAAUAUAUUCAAUGUAUUAUAUGCUAUUGCAACAAUUAUGGUUAGCAAUGCACUUUGCAAUGUUGCAAAAGUUCUUAUAGUUAUUGAUUGGCCAAAUAAAUUUUGUUCCCAA